GUCUUUCAAAAACCCCAAGCUGGCGAAUCCAACGGAAGACCGAUUAUAUUCAUCCAUGGCCUCUUUGGAUCCAAGCAGAAUAACAGGGGCAUGAGUAAGUAAGCAGACACCGCUUGUCUAUUUUCGACAUGCUACACUUAUAUACUGAUGCAAUCCGUACCUGGCACAGGGUUUUGGCAAGCCAACUGGGAACUACGGUCUAUGCUAUUGACCUUCGAAACCAUGGUGAUUCACCGCAUGUACCGGAGCAUAACUAUGAUGUUAUGGCGGAUGAUGUUGAAAAUUUCAUAAAGAACCGCAACCUGAAGAAGCCAGUACUACUGGGUCAUUCAAUGUUGGUGCUCAAGUGUAUCAUCGCCCCUGAUGGAACUACAAACCUGCUAAUAACUGCAUUAGGGGAGCCAAAGCAGCAAUGCAUCUUGCUCUCCGUGCUCCGGAUCUGAUCUCUGCAAUUAUAUCCGUGGACAAUUCGCCAAACAAGACUAAACUAAGUGAAAAAUUUCCGGCAUAUAUCAAAUAUAUGCAGGAAAUUGAAAAUGCUGGCGUAACCAAGCAGAGUGAAGCAGACGAGAUUCUGCGGCGUGUUGAACCGGUGUUUUUUUUUUUUUU
Molecule: messenger RNA, 609 nt
Organism: Trichophyton rubrum CBS 118892
Lineage: Eukaryota; Fungi; Ascomycota; Eurotiomycetes; Onygenales; Arthrodermataceae
Exons: 2
Coding region: 129-443 (104 amino acids)
Cellular component (GO): mitochondrion
Source: RefSeq, a predicted model, not a curated record